UUGAGAGAAAAUCGUCGCUUAGUUAACGUCGCCCCAAAAGAACUGUACAUUCUACUGGCACCGUCGUACUAUCGGAGCACUAUCGAGAAGAACAGAUCCGAAACACACGAAACAUACAGAUCCGAGAUCCGAGAAAUCAAAGUUAAAAAAUCUAAAUCAAUACCGAAACCAAAACCGAACCAAUCCUAAUCCAAAACCGAAUCGGAACAGCUCGGACGCCAGUCCAUUUCCACAUCCACAUCCGCAUCCGUUGUACUAAUCGUAUACUCCGAUCAUCAGCAGCAAAUCUGCGCAAAUAGAAAAUGGCUCAACCACAACUGCUGCAAGUGAAGCUGUCACGUUUCGAUGCCCAGCCCUGGGGAUUCCGGCUGCAGGGCGGCGUGGACUUUGCCCAGCCCCUCCUCGUGCAGAAGGUUAACGCUGGCAGCUUGUCCGAACAGGCUGGCCUUCAGCCCGGCGAUGCGGUCAUCAAGAUCAACGACGUUGAUGUCUUCAAUUUCCGGCACAAGGAUGCCCAGGAUACGGUGGUGCGCUCCGGCAAUAACUUUGUCAUCACAGUGCAGCGCGGUGGCUCCACUUGGCGGCCACAGGUGACGCCCACCGGUAACGUGCCGCAGGCAAACUCCCCCUAUCUGCAGACGGUGACGAAGACCUCUCUGGCUCACAAACAACAGGACAGCCAGCACAUUGGCUGCGGCUACAACAACUCGGCCCGUCCAUUUGCCAAUGGUGGCGGCGAUGGCGGCGUGAAGAGCAUUGUCAAUAAACAAUACAACACCCCGGUUGGCAUUUACAGCGAUGAAUCUAUUGCGGAAACACUUUCGGCCCAGGCGGAGGUAUUGGCUGGCGGUGUGCUCGGCGUCAACUUCAAGAAGAACGAGAAGGAAUACCAGGGCGAUCGCUCAGAGGUGCUGAAGUUCCUGCGCGAGGAGGAAACCGGCCAGUCCACUCCAGCUUUUGGCAAUUACGAGCAUGAUGUUCACCAACAACAACAACAACACCAUCAAGCACAACCCCAACAACAACAAUUCAAUCAACAACAGCAAUACAACCAACAACAACACCAGCAACAACAGCAAUAUCAUCAACAACAACAACAAAUUCAACAACAGCAAUCGAAUGCGACUCGCCAUGUCAGUGCCCCCGUGAACACCCCAAAACCCCCAAGCACCGGCGGACUCCCAACGGGCCAGAACAUUUGCACCGAAUGCGAGCGCCUUAUUACUGGCGUCUUUGUGCGCAUCAAGGACAAGAAUCUGCACGUGGAGUGCUUCAAGUGUGCCACCUGUGGCACCUCCCUGAAGAACCAGGGCUACUACAACUUCAACAAUAAGCUCUACUGCGACAUCCACGCCAGGCAGGCUGCCCAGAACAAUCCACCCGCCGGCACUGAGGGCUACGUGCCCAUCCCCAUCAAGCCCAAUACCAAGCUGUCGGCCAACACCAUCUCGUCGGCCUUGAGCUCGCACGGCUACGGCAGCAACGGCUACUCCAACGGCAACUCGACCCCGGCCCCGUCACCGCCUGAGGUCGUAGAAGCCGGCGGCGAGCUGCCACUGCCGCCACCGCCGUCGCCCACCCAGCUGCUGCAGUACGAGGCAGAGACGGAGACAGAGGAGGAGCCGCAGGAGGCUCUGCCAGCGACAGCAGUCCAACAACCGCCGCAUCAGCAGAAGCAGCAGCAACAGCACACACGCACCCACAGCAGCCUCUCGUCCAUCUCGAGUGGCUCCUCGUCCUCCGGCGUGGGCGGGAGCGGGAGCGCCAGUGGGGCGGGCCAUAGCCAGCAAAGCUCCUCGACGCUCUCCCUGGACCUGGACCGGGACCGCUACGCCUACGGUUCGCCCAUGCACUCGCGCCAGACCUCGGGCUCGUCCACGUCGCUGGACGUGAGUGCGGUGGGUGGCAGUGGUGGUUUUCAGGCCGAUACUUAUACAAUGCCGCUCUCGCCGCCACCCCCACCCCCUCCACAGCCACAGACAGCCCAGACGCCCUUCCGUGUGGAGCGAACGGAGCGAGCAGAGGCGAACAGCAGGGUUGGGGCGCAGAAUGAGAACGACAUGAAAACGCAGAACAAGGGCCAUAAUGCGUACAACCAAUUGCUGAAAGAGUAUUCCAAUAAGCUGCAGCACCAGCAUCACCACACCAACAACAACAGCAACACCACAGCACACGCCCCACCCAGACACAACAAAACCGUAGCCAAGCCAUUUGCAACGUCAUCUGUGGCAGCCACAACGGAACAGCAGCCGCUAGUGGCAGCGCUGACGGCGACACUUGCUAAUCAAUUGAAAUUUAAUUCGCAUCAGGUUGCAAGCCCCCAAGCAGCGCUCCCAACAGCCGCAGCAGCAGCAGCAACAGUAGUUGACAGCUCAAGCUCAAACCCCACUGUACAAGCAUCAGAAGCAACAGCAGCAGGAAUAUCCUCCUUCACAGGCAAUAUGUCCGAUGAGCCAUCAUCGAUCUAUGGCCAAAUGAAUGCUCAACCAACGGCCGUCCCCGGCGAUCCGGCCUUCGAGUAUGUUACCCUAACGGGAAACGUGAUACGCAGUGUACAGGCACCCGGCAAGGGGCCGGGCAUCAGCUACAAGGUAAACCAGGGCUAUGCUCGUCCCUACGGAGCCGCCGCCGGGCCACCGAGUGCCGCACCCAAGUCGCCGGUCGCGUAUCCGCCGCAGCAGCAGCAGCAAACACCGCGCCCAGCGGCCGGUGGCAACCCCUAUGCCACCCUGCCCCGCACCAAUGUGGGCCAUCAAGGAGCAAGCGUGGAGGAGCCGCAAGGCCUGCAGCCGGAGUACGAGGAGGAAGACUGCUUCGAGAUGGACAUCGAGGUAGCACUGGCCGCAAGCAGGCAAUCGCAGCGCGGCUCCAGCUUCACCUGGCCCCCGCCUCAGGACGAUAGUCAUGCAGCGCCCACAGCGGCACCCCUCUACAUACCUCCCCCUGAGACGCAGCACGUGGUGGUGGCCAAUCCCGUGCAGCAAGUGCCGCCGCUGCCACCCGGAAGUGUUACGGCGCGCCUCGAUCCGCAGCCAGAGCAAGUGCCACAAGCGGCAUCAGUGCCACAGGCCGCUCCCCAGUGGCAGAGCUACUCGGCGCCUCAGCUGACGAAUCAGCGGCUAAUGGAGCAGGAGUCAAGUUCGGAUAGCUACACCUCCACUUCGACGACUACGACGACCACUUCGGAGGAGUACCAGCGCAUGUACGCGGCCCAAGCGGCGGCCUACCAGAUGCAGGAGCAGUCCGGCUCCGAAAUGGACGACUACCAGGUGGAGUACGGCAGUGCGCAGGACGUGCAGGAGUACGCCUCAGGCAGGCGCAGUGCCCAGGAGUGCGUCGACUCGCUGUCCGUGCCCCUGAGUACCUACAAGCUGAUCGACAUGGUAAGGGAGGUGACACCCAGUCCCGUGUCCACACCCGCCCCGGCCCCGGCCCCAUCCACGCCACAAGCAACGCGACACGUCGUCUUCAACGACGAGCCCGAGUACAAAGAGCUGCCGAUGGUGCUGCCCACGGAGCUGGAGACCAUACCGGAGGCAGGCGAGGAUCGCGAGGGUCUGGUCAUCGAGCAUCGCUCUCAGAUCCUCGAGAGCGAGCGGCUCUUCCAGCCCACGCCCGAGAUUAAGUUCGAGAUAGCGCCUGUUCGCCAGAUACCACCCUCCAAGAUACCCAAUCCCAUGCCCAAGGAGUGGAUCAACCCCAUGAUCCGGGUCCUGACCACGGCUCCCGAGGUGCCCUUCCACCUGGUCGAGUGCCCCUUCCCGCGGCCCUGCGGCGACGAUUUCGAAGCGGAGGCAGCUGCCGCAGAAGAAGCCGCAGCUGCAGCCGCUCCGCCAGCGCCUCCACCACCGCCUCCUCCUCCCGCUCCUGUUUCCGCUCCUGUGGCGGAUCCACCUGCACUCCUGCGCGAAUCCCCGCCCCGUGGAUCCCGCCUCACCCAGGCCAUGGUCACUGCACCAGAGUUCGAGCUGCGGUUCGCCCCGCCCGCCGACCAGGGCAUCCCCCUGCCCGAGGAGACCGAGCCGUACAUGCCGCCGCCCAUGGACAUGAAGCCGUACAUGCGCGACGACUACCGUCCCAAGUCCCCGUUCGUCAGCGCCCUCACCACCGCCCCCGAUCGCCCCUUCGAGGGCCACUUUGAUCGCGACGUGCCCAUCCACCUGAUUGACCUGCCCACCCCUAAAGAACACCUGAGCAUGUGCGACGCUCUGUGCACGGCCCCGGACCGUGGCUACACCCCCCUGAAUCCCGAGAAUGCCACCCACCGAGUGGACGAGGACCAGAAGCAGCAGGAGCUGAAGAAGCAUGAAUUUCAGGUGCUCGACCACGAGGAGGAGCUCGGCAUCCGGCCGGAACCGCCGCACUCUGUGGAAUACUUCACCACGGAGUCCGAGAAGCGACGCAAGUCGUCGGCAUUCGCGGCCAUGCAAGCAUUCCAGCCGUCCCGCGAACCGUUAUCCUCUACCAAUGCCACAGCCACCAACACGCCGCGUGCCUCCAUAUGCUCCGGCUCCCGGGAGACGGAGACGGAUCUGGAGUACCAGAAGUACUGCAAGGCGCAGCAGCGCAACCAGAAGCGCCUCGACUUCUACCACAAGAAGGAAGAGGAGCUGCAAAGUCAACAAACUGAGCAGCAGCUCCAACAGAUCCAGCAGAAUCAACGGGAACUCCAGCAGAAUCAAAUAAAUCAGCUGCAGCAACAGCAACGAGAAUCUCAACAACAAUCCCAACAGGAGCUCCAGCAGAUGUCGCAACAGCAGAUGCAAAAAACUCAACAAUCUAAACAGCAACUCUAUCAAACUCAACAACAACAACAGAUUAGCCAACAGAAGAUUCAACAGAGCCAGAGAACUCAACAACAGGCUCAACAACAGACACUAAGAACUCAACAACAACACCAACAGGCAAUGUCCCAGCUCUCCCAUCAGCAGGAGCAGCAGCAGCAGACCUCCGCACAACAGACACGCACAGAGAACCAGACACGCCAGGGGUACUCCGAUUCUCACACGACCUCGCUUUGUUCCGCUUCCGCUUCCUAUAGCAACUCCUCUUCCACAGUCCAACAGUCCACAACCAACAACAACAACAACUCCUACAACGGCAAAUCCUCCCUCGCUGCACCAAUGUCCACCGCUUCCUCCUAUGCACAUACAUCCGCCCUAAGCAAGUACGAGGCCCAAGAGCUGAUUGAGGAGACGGCCGAGGAGCUGGAGCACUCGGAGAUCCUCUUCCCGCCACCAUCCCCGCUUAGCCACCUGAAGGGCAAAGCCGUGCAAUCCGGCCUCCACAAGGCGGACACCAUACCCAAGUACCAGCGCAACUGGACAUCGCUGCCCACCCAGAGCCCCAUCCGUACACCGGAGCCACAGGAGCUGCGCGAGAAUGUUCCGCUGGCCUUUGUAGAUGCCCCUAAGGCGAUCCCCAGUGCCCAGUGCCAGAUCGAUUCCACUGUACAUUAUCCCAUAGCCCAGGUCUCGGGAUCCGGACCGGGAACAAGAUCAGCGCCAACGGCUGUGGCUCAGACCGCUCCCAGGGGACAGACAAUGCCGCAGCCGUCGGUGCCCAUCAUAAUCGAGGAUCGCUCGGGUCCAGUAACGAUGGCUUUCCAAUCGCUAGAUGAGUUCGACCGUCCCGACCAGGCGCAGACGCCCACGCGGCCCUUCACGCCCUCGAUGAUCAACAAGCCGGCGCCCAUAAUACCCUUCUACCAGACUCCCGAGAAGCUAUGCUUCGAAGAGUGCUCGGCUACCCACGCUCGGGCCUACGACCAGAGGGCCCUCUCCCCCUGCUUCGACCGCUGUCGCUCGCCAGCUCCAGGACCGCCGCCAAAUCCGCUCUCCGCCAUAAGAGCGCCACGCAUGAAGGAGCCGGACUCGAAUCUACUCUCCGUCGGGGCCACUCCGCCGCGCCUCCAGGCCGGCUCCAUUACAACGGGCCAGAGCUACCAGGGCCAGCUGCUGGCCCACUCCGAGCAGAGCACCCAGUCCGGCAGCCAAAGCUUCUCGCAGCAGCCGGACACGCUCACAGAACGCCAAAUCGGAAAUCUGACGGUACAGCAGCGGGAGCAGUCCUCGCAGUUGCAACAGCAGCACCAAGCACAGAGCCAAAGCCAGACGAGGACCCAGGUGGGCAACACCCAGAUCGAGCGCCGUCGCAAGGUCACGGAAGAGUUUGAGCGCACCCAGAGUGCCAAGACAAUCGAAAUCCGCACCGGAUCGCAGUCCCAAUCGGUGUCCCAGGCCCAGUCUCAGUCCCAGUCUGAGUCCACGGACCGUCGCUCCUCCUAUGGAAAGACUGGAUUUGUGGCCAAUCAGGCACGACGCCUGUCAGGCCUGGAGCAGGAGAUCACUAGCCUGACCAGCCAGUCGCAGGCCAUCAGUGCCCGAGCCUCCGCCAUGGGAGAGAGCAACUUUCCGCAGCUGCGAUCGCCCACCUUCGACUCGAAGUUCCCGCUGAAGCCGGCAUCGGUAGAGUCCAUUGUGCCCGGUUAUGGAGCCAAUGCGUCAUUGGCCAAAAAGUUGGCUCCCCCGCCGGGGUUCCUAACGCAGCAGCAAAUGCAGCAGCAGCAGUCGCAACAGCAGAGGUCCGCAUACUCUUCGUCUUCGGUGCUACAGCAGCAGCAGCAGAGCACUCAGAGCGCCUUCUCGAGCAGCACGAAAGCCACCUCCUCAUCGCUAUCAUCAGCAUCCGCAAUAGCAUCAUCAUCUGUAUCAGCAUCCGCCUCCAGAUCAGCGCAAUCCGCCAGUCUAACCAAAGCUUCUGCUAUUACUACCACGACUAAUAACCAGGCCUGCUCGGCCUUCAGGAGCAACGUCCCUGGAAACGGCAAUAACAGCAAACCUAAUCUGGCCUCUCGGCUAUCCAUCGCUUCCAUCACAGCUCAAGCGCCAGCUCCAGCUCAAGCUACAGCAGCACCCAAGUCAAUUAUCACCGCCGCUGCAUCGGCGCCAGAAUCCUUUCCGCCAAACUUGAGCGACUUGAACUUGAACUCUAAUGUCGAUGGUUCCGCAGGUGGUGGCAUCAAGAACGGCAAAGGCGGAUUCGGGGCCACAUCGGCACCCAAGCGCGGACGCGGAAUCCUCAACCAGGCCGCCGCACCGGGAGUGCGCAUCCCUCUGUGCAAUAGCUGCAACGUGCAGAUCAGAGGACCCUUCAUUACGGCGCUGGGACGCAUCUGGUGCCCAGAUCACUUCAUUUGUGUGAACGGCAACUGCCGCCGUCCCCUGCAGGAUAUCGGCUUCGUUGAGGAGAAGGGUGAUCUCUACUGCGAGUACUGCUUCGAGAAGUAUCUGGCCCCCACCUGCAGCAAGUGUGCGGGCAAGAUCAAGGGCGAUUGCCUGAACGCAAUUGGCAAACACUUUCAUCCGGAGUGCUUCACCUGCGGCCAGUGCGGCAAGGUCUUUGGUAACAGGCCCUUCUUCCUGGAGGACGGCAACGCCUAUUGCGAGGCCGACUGGAACGAGCUGUUCACUACCAAGUGCUUCGCUUGCGGCUUCCCCGUCGAAGCCGGCGACAGAUGGGUGGAGGCUCUCAAUCACAACUACCAUAGCCAAUGCUUUAACUGCACUUACUGCAAACAGAACCUGGAGGGCCAGAGCUUCUACAACAAGGGCGGACGUCCCUUCUGCAAGAAUCACGCGCGCUAAGCCGGCGACCAGCUGAUUUUGUUUGACUUCAGGGAUCAUGCACACUAACCAACCAAUCAAUCAAAUCAACAAUUAACGAUAAUCAAGAGCAAUCUUAAAAGGAUUGUAGGAGCGCCUCUGCGUAAUUAUUAUUAUUUUUAUUUGUUUGAAUUGUGCCGCACAAAUGUUAUCCUAAUUUUAAAACAUCAACGACCCAAACGCGUCUUAUCAAAUGAAAUAUCAAAGUAAAUCAAAUCUUCAAUCAGAAAAUCAAAGCUGAGUGAAUGAAAAACUUAAAACGAGAAGAAAUCGAACUAGCUAGCAAAUUACUAUGUACUCACACACAAUGACCUAUUAUUUAUUCAAGCAUCGUAUCAUAACCGAACCAAUUUUACCUUACCCAAACCUUAAACUAAAUACGUAUGUACUGUCGCCAGCGUUAAUUUAUUUAGUUCAAGCGACCAAUCGAAAUACCUAUCUGCCGAACACUGUUGAUCAACCCAAUAAAACGCUAACAGGUUGCGAAGCGCAGGGGAUUUCCAAGAUCGAAUUCGAUUGGCAUAAGAGAUGCAGACGAGACAGAGUCGGAAGCAGAGUCAGAACAGGUUGACAGCAGGAAGUCGCAUGUUUAUUAUUUAAAAAUUGAUGUUGUAAAUUAUCCAUAAUUUGAGUGUAAAUUGUCAUGAACAGCAAAUGAAUAAAUUUCGAAAUCUUUUUCGCGUUUAAUAUGAAAA
This is a messenger RNA of Drosophila persimilis, 8359 nucleotides long. It is a transcript of the gene Zasp52, whose product is annotated as PDZ and LIM domain protein Zasp. The transcript is spliced from 16 exons. Bases 303 to 7646 code for a protein of 2447 amino acids. Gene Ontology annotation, biological process: muscle structure development; actin cytoskeleton organization; heart development. Gene Ontology annotation, cellular component: Z disc; adherens junction; stress fiber. NCBI's taxonomy places the organism in Eukaryota, Metazoa, Arthropoda, Insecta, Diptera, Drosophilidae. Gene Ontology annotation, molecular function: actin binding; muscle alpha-actinin binding. The record is from RefSeq and is a predicted model, not a curated record.